This is a messenger RNA of Triplophysa rosa, 5636 nucleotides long. Its product is annotated as utrophin-like. The transcript is spliced from 18 exons. The record is from RefSeq and is a predicted model, not a curated record. Gene Ontology annotation, cellular component: plasma membrane. NCBI's taxonomy places the organism in Eukaryota, Metazoa, Chordata, Actinopteri, Cypriniformes, Nemacheilidae. Bases 248 to 2362 code for a protein of 704 amino acids. Gene Ontology annotation, biological process: synaptic signaling. Gene Ontology annotation, molecular function: protein binding; zinc ion binding.
UCCACACAGAGAAUAUUACCGAGAAGGAAACAGGUUGCAACGGAGCUCAACUUCUGAAAUCGUGAGAUAAUAUUCACGUCUUCUUUACUCAGUAUUUUUUUUUGCAGAUUUCAAAACUAGAAGAGAGACCUUCUCUUAAUUCUCGACAUUUUAUUUAACUGUGACUGCUUUUUUCACUUUUUGUCACAGGCGACAGGAGAAUGUGAUGUGUUAACAGUGCAAACAUUAGGAGAGACAAUCCUGUAGGAUGAGAGACUUAAACAAGUCCAGCAGUCUGAAGAUAACGGCCAUGGUGAGAUCUUCACUCCAGAACGUCAUGCUUUUUCUACAGCACAUCCAAAGCAUGACUGUCACCUCACCACCAUACCAGAAACUCUCCAAGGAUAUUCAGACAGAAGUUGAUGCCCAGAGUAAUUCUUCUAGAAAGGCCCCGGGGAGUCAGAUAUUGAAAACCAAACUCCAAGGGCUGGGCAAUGUUGGCCUCAUUCCUAUAGCCUCCAGAAGAGAUUGUUCAGAGAAAUGGACUGAACUCAUAGCUGUCUUGGAGGAGCUGUGGUUCUGGAUAGAACUGAAGGACGAAGAACUGGCAAACCGGCAGAGAGAUGCUAAUGAUGACGUACACGAUUCACUUCAGCAACAAGAUCACUGUACGGCCUUGAGCAGUGAAUGGAUAGGUCGCAGACAUGUAAUCAGAACUCUGAAUCAGACGUGUCUGUCGCUGGAAGUUCAACCUAAAACAAAGGAAGCCCAAAGAAAUACAGAAAAAUCUGCAGAAACACCGCAGGAUGAGAACUUUCAUCCAUCUCGAGCUUUUGAGGUCGAGCGACGCUUCAGCUGGCAGCACGAGCUUGACUGGGCACUGAGGAAACUUCAAGAGCUCCAAAAUGCCAUGGACCAACUGGACCUGGGCCUGGGCCUGGGCCUGGGCCUGGCCGAGGUGGAGAAUGAAAGUUACCCUUCAAUAAAGCACGGAGUGGUGGUCGACUGUGAACUUGGGAAGGUUGAGAAGAUGAAGGGGUCCAUGGGUAAUCGGCACAGACAGAUGCGAUGCUCUCGAACGGAUAACAAAUGUUUGCUCCAUGACUUCUUGUCCGUUUCCGUUCAGUGCCCAUGGCAGAGAGCUGUUUUUCAAAAUGGCGUCCCGUAUUAUAUCAAUCAUGAGCAGCAGACCACGUCCUGGGACCAUCCUCAGAUGACACAACUAUUUCAGUCGAUGGUUGAUCUCAGUCAGGUCCGUUUCUCCGCCUACCGCACAGCCAUGAAGAGCCGUCGGCUACAGAAAGCCCUUUGCUUGGAUCUUCUGGACCUCAGCGUAGCCCAGGGCGUCUUUGAUCAACACGAACUCGCUCAUAAUGAACAACUGCUAGAUGUUCCAGACAUCAUAAACUGUCUCUGUACAAUCUAUAGACAACUUCAGCAGGUUCACCCACAUCUGAUCAACGUCCCUUUAUGUGUGGAUCUGUGUCUCAACUGGCUUUUAAAAGUCUAUGAUAGUGACAGAAGUGGAAAAGUUCAGGUGUUGUGCGUGAAGAUCGGCUUGUUCUCUCUUUCAAAAGGACAACUGGAGGACAAGUACAAAUAUCUGUUCGCUCAGGUUGCCAGCGCUGCAGGUGUGUGUGACCAGAGGCAGCUGGCUGUACUGCUUCACACCAGCAUCAGAAUCCCACAUCAACUCGGGGAGGCUGCGGCAUUUGGAGGCGGUAACACGGAGCCCAGCGUCCGUAGCUGCUUUCAGCAUGUAGGCGGCGAAGACUUCAUCGAGCAGGAGCAGUUUGUGGAUUGGAUGCAUUUAGAGCCGCAGUCGAUGGUGUGGUUACCUGUGCUUCAUAGAGUCGCCGCAGCAGAAACGGCCAGACACCAGACCAAAUGUACCAUCUGUAAAGACUGCCCUAUGAUGGGAUUCAGGUAUCGAAGUCUGAAGCACUUUAACUACAACGUGUGUCAGACGUGUUUUUUCUCGGGAAAGGUCGUCAAGAACCGUCAUCUCAGCUACCCCAUGGUGGAGUACUGCACCCCUACGACCUCCGGUGAAGAUGUGCGUGACUUCACCAAAGUACUAAAGAACAAAUUCCGCUCGAAGAAAUACUUCACCAAACAUCCCCGCCUGGGCUACCUGCCAGUGCAGACCAUUCUAGAAGAAGAGACACCAGUAACACUUUUAAGCCCAUGUCCAGAGGAUUUUGAGAGAGACGACCACAGCAUGGCUCAGAUUCAUGAGAGCUCAUCAGAUCCAGCUGCAUGCGUUCAUCAGAGCCCGUCUGACACCACAGUCAUGAAGAAUGAGCGGGAACAGACGGGUCAUUCUCAGAGCGAGGGUGAGACAGGUACCCGGACCACCUCACCUGAUAAACAGGUGCACUGAUGUGUUCUGAUGCAUCCAGAAUAAUGCAAAAAUGAUGACUGAUGCAGUUUUGGCGUGACAGCACUUUUAUCAUCUCUAUCUUCUCAAACGGUGCAGAUGUAUCGGUUUAUCCACGAGCUGCUCGCUGGAGUCUGACCGGAGUGACACGUGGGGCGAUCACGUAACUUCCUCCCAGAGGGACUCCGGUCAUGCUUUAAUGCCACUGAUAGUAUACACAAACAUUCUGUCACCCGCCCUGGCUUCUUCAUUCAGCCCUGACCAUCAGUUCUGGUGACACAUCUACACAAAGCUGCUUUGCAAAGAUGCGUUGUUGAAUGCAGACAGUGGAAAAAUUCCAUUAUAGUGCUGCAGAAUUGAUUUAUUCCGUUCGUAUUUUUGAAACGUGUUCCUUGAAUUGUUUUCCUAUGAAUGUUCUUGUUUAUGCACUUUAUCUGGGUGAUCUUUUGUUUCUUGUAAUGCUUGAUUUUGUAUUGUCUAUUAUUUCGUCCAGAUUAACAUUUGAGAAGAAUCAUAAAGGUGGAGUAUCCGAUUACUAAACCAUUUUUAUUGUAGCCAAAUAGUUAUUUCAAAUAUUCAGCAUUAGGCAUUUGUUUGCUUUUUCUGUUACAUGUUUGUCAGAGAUGCAAGGUGACAGCGUUCAUUCACUUGUUUGCUGUUGAUCAUGUAAAUGUUUGUGAUUAAAAAACUUGAAAUAUCUACUUUUUAUAAUUUAGAUUUAAGGCUGUUCCAAUAUCCAUUCUGAGUCCGUUUGAUUAGUGCUGGUGUUUGAUUAUCAUCAGCUGCACUAGAAAUGUGUUUUAUUUCUUACAUUUUGUUUUAUGUAAAGCUGGAUCCUGAAAGAGCACUUUGCAUGAAAUAUUUUGUGUUCUGAAAAGUGAUGGAAAGUCUUUUUAUUUUGAUGGGGUCCGUUUAUAAUAACGGCCUUAAGCUUUCAAGGGGUAAUGGUUUGACACUGACCGAUAGAUGACCAACAUUGUUUAAAGGAUGAUUGAAUGUUUACAAAGCACAAUGCUACGCUUUGUGUUUACACUGCAAAAAAUGACAUUCUCCUUUUUCUCAAGUACUUAAUUCAAGUUUAUUUUACCAUAAACUUAAUUCUUAUAUUAUUUUUCAUAAAACAAGUAUAACCAAAUAUCUCAGGUAUUUUUUCUUGUCAAGUAAUUGUAUUUUGAUUUAAGAAUGUUUAGAUAUUUGUACUACAGAACAAGACAAAGACACUUUGCAUGUCAAAAUGUCAUUUUUUACCAUCUAAACGUUUUUUGCAUUUGGAGGCUCCGUGUAUAUCAGCUGUUUAAACUCCACCAGACCUUCUGUAAAAGCCCAUUUCCAUUAGGGUUCCACCAGCAGAUGAGCCCACCCGACCAGUCGCUCGGCUCUGGGGCAUCGGGACAUUUAUCAUGUUUUGUCAUGUGGAUGUUUUGGUGCAGAGGCGAAAUGAUAUUGUGAUAGACAAUACUGAAAGCGAGACACUGUAUCUUAUUGUAAGGAUUAUAUAAAAAUGACCUUGUUAAUGUUCAUACAUACAGAUUAUAAAAUACUUAUGAAGCUAUGAACAUUUUUAAAAGAAUGUUUUCCUGUCAUUUGUUUAAAGAGUUUAUUAUCUCAUUAGAAAUAUGUUUCAUAAUAAUAAUAAUUUCCAGUUUCUCUCUUGCAGUUUCUGAUGUAUAUGUUGUAAACUGCAGCAGCACCUGGUGGCAAAAACAUUAAAGCACUUCUGGUAUCACUGCUAAAGGAAUCAAGACAUUUUAAAAUAUCAUCUGUAGCCACACCAAACUCGAAUUAAUUUCCAUGACUUUUAAUAUUUAAAAACAGUGGAGCAAAGCAUUACCCAGACGUUACAGGGUUAAUGUCAUUACUGGCAAAAUAAUUUCUGUCCCAGCUAAUUUGCAUAAUAAUUAAAUUAAAAAAAAAAAAAAUUCGUAGCUUCAUAAAUUUUUUAUGUAAUCUGUUGUUUGCAUGUGGUCAUGCUCAAUGAAGUAGCUCACCAGUCUUUGGAUUUCCUCAAUUUAUUAUAGAAUCUUGACAAAACGCAACUAAGGAUUCAUAUGAAACUGUAACUUUAAUAAAAAAGGACAUCAAACGUCUUAUUUUAAAAAAGAGUCUUUUGGACACUAGCAUGCAUGAAAGAUGACAGAAUGAACACAGACAUGUAUAGCAGGUGUCAGGAUUUGGUGAUAAUGUAUACUUGCUUUAAGAAAAAGUGGAAACCAUGGAGUGAAUUAACUUUUCAAACAAAUAAACACUAAAUAGCCAAGUGCCCUCAUACAAGCAUGUGUGUGUGUAUAUAUAUAUAUAUAUAUAUAAAUAUAUAGUUGAAAAACCUACAGUGUAUAAGUAACAAUCACUCCAAAAGACAAAGAGACAUUGUGCAUAUUGACAGAUGUCUUUAAAAAGAGAUCACUCGGAUGUUUCAUAACAUUGUAUCAGAAGUCAUACCUUUGUGAAAAGUUCUCAAAAAUAAGUGGUGUAAAAAGUAUCAAACAAGGCAAAGAUUAAAAUAUUGCAACAUUUCAGGAUGUCACCAAACUGAAACACUGUAACUAUACACCUGAAUAGACAUAUAGGUAAAACUGGACUCUAAUCGUAAACCGGGCUGUCCAGUCCUCCUUCUGGAGACCGGUCUUGCAGAGCUGCAUCUCUAAUAAACACACCUGAAUCAGAUCAUUCAUAACAUCGAUCUGUGAGUGUGUUUGAGCUCAACUCUGCAGGACACUUGCCCUCCGGAAGCAAGUUUGGACAUCCCUGCAGUAAACCCAGGUAAUGUUGGAAGAGAAAUAUCAAGUAAUAAAUUGCCAUCGAUGAUCUUUGUCUCACAGACAAACUGGUGUAACGGAACAUGCUUCGUGUCAAACCCCUGAGAGACAGAGAAAUAUAUCUCCACAUGCAUUGUGUGCGACCACACAUCUUAACAGGCUACAUCAGCGGUCCUCGUACCCGUCCUUGCAGGUUUAUGUGCAGCGACUCGUAAUCGAGACGAUUGAAAGCAGUUUGUCAAACAGCACAUCAUUGACAUUUACACAAAUGUCUUUUUUGCAGGUAAUUUAACGUAAUGGCACCAGUGAAGUUGGCCAACGUUGUUUUUUCAAAAGACGGAAAGACCAGAAUAAUCGCUGCGUGUGAGUAUCAAGUAUAUUGUUAAAAAAACUAAAAGGCAUAAAUGCUUGUUAGAAUUUUGGACAAUAGUCUCAAGAUACAGUACACAUGCAUCUUGAGUUCAUGCAUUAGAAACCCACAGUCAACAGAUUUCUUUUGGUCGUUUCCAUCGUUUCAACGA